CUACCGCGCGGCAUGUCUGAUCGGGGUGUCACGUGAUGCGCCGGCCAAAAGUGGGCGCGUGGGUGACGGGAGCAGCCGCCGCGUGGUGGAGUUCGCCCGGCAGCCUCCGGAGGAAUGGACAGCGACGAGGAGAGCGAGGAGGAGGUGGUGGUAGGACCGCUGGAUGAAGACAGUCAGCCUCAUGGAUUCUGCACCGUAACGUACUCAUCCAGCGAUCGCUUUGAAGGACACUUCACCCACGGAGAGAAGAACGGCAAGGGCAAGUUCUUCUUUUUUGAUGGAAGUACCUUGGAGGGCUUCUACGUGGACGACGCCCUGCAGGGUCAGGGGGUGUACACCUAUGAAGACGGGGGGGUUCUCAACGGGACGUACGUGGACGGGGAGCUCAACGGACCCGCUCAGGAGUUUGACAGUGAGGGCCGGCUGACGUUUAAGGGCCAGUACAAAGACAACGCCCGCUGCAGGGAGUGCUGGGUCUACUACCCUGACGGAGGCUGCGUGUUCGGGGAGGUGAACGCGGACGGGGAGAUGAGCGGGAAGUCCUUAGCGUACAUCUACCCCGACGGACGCACCGCUCUGUACGGAAGCUUCGUGGAGGGGGAGAUCAUCGAAGCUCGAUCCGCCACAAUGAUCUCUAAAGAGAAUGAAAGGCCUCGCUUUGAGGUCGCCCCCAACAGUGCCGUCUACUCCUACGAUAAGUCUACGUCUACCUGCAUCGCCACCCACACUCUCCUCCCAGACCCAUACGAGAGCCGAAGGGUGUUUGUGGCCGAUUCUAAGAUCAAAGGAGCAGGACAGGGACUCUUCGCCAAGACGGACGCAGAGCCCGGAACCGUAAUGGCCUUUUACAACGGGGUGCGCAUUACCCACUCCGAGGUGGACAGCCGGGACUGGGCCCUCAACGGGAACACCAUCUCUCUGGAUGAAGACACCGUCAUCGACGUCCCGAAGCCUUUCGAUCAGACCGAGAGAUACUGCGCGUCUUUGGGUCACAAGGCCAACCACUCCUUCACGCCCAACUGCAAAUACGACCCGUUUGUCCAUCCCCGCUUUGGGCAAAUCAAGUGCAUCCGAACCCUAAGAGCGGUGCAGAAGGACGAGGAGCUAACGGUUGCCUACGGUUACGAUCAUAAGCCCACAGGACAGAAUGACCCAGAGGCUCCUGAUUGGUACAUGCAGGAGCUGGAGGUGUUCCAGCAGCAGCAGCAGGUGGAUGCUGCUGGACAGUGACGACGCGGCUGAUCACCUUCAGACUCUUCAGCAUCAUGGAUCUGGAAGUCCUCCAGCAGCUGCUAACCUCUGCCUGAGUGGAGGCCUCGUUUGGGGCAAAGUUGCACAAGAACUAUGCAAGAAACCAAAAAAAUUAGACUUUUCAAAUGUUUUUCGUGCUCACUCAUCUAACAAAUAACUCAACCUGACAUUUUCAGGGUUUGUUUUUUCAGGUUUAUCAAGAAAAACUCGACUUUAAGUCUUGACAUUAACUUUUCCUGGACAUUGUUACCAUUAUUUGUUACAGCCAACUACUUAAAAUGUGAAUUACUUUAUAACCCGCCCCUACAAACACAGUCUAUGUACUAUUUCAUGUCAUCUUAACAAACGUCAUGUAAACCGUUACCUUAAGUGAAUUUGUUACAGAGCUGUGGUGCAUUUUUCUAAUCCGAUUACAUGAGUUUAACUCAACAAUAAAAGGUCAAAUAAACUAAUUUGAUUCAUA
Messenger RNA from Oryzias melastigma (Indian medaka), 1714 nucleotides. It is a transcript of the gene setd7, whose product is annotated as SET domain containing 7, histone lysine methyltransferase. The coding region runs from base 115 to 1230 and encodes 371 amino acids. Gene Ontology annotation, molecular function: histone H3K4 monomethyltransferase activity; protein binding. Lineage: Eukaryota; Metazoa; Chordata; Actinopteri; Beloniformes; Adrianichthyidae. Gene Ontology annotation, cellular component: chromosome. The record is from RefSeq and is a predicted model, not a curated record. Gene Ontology annotation, biological process: regulation of DNA-templated transcription. The transcript is spliced from 8 exons.